UGACACCGCGCGUCUUCAUGUUACCGCGACGCGUUCUCAUCAAGCCGGCUUGUCCUCGAACCUUCACCUUGCAACUACGCUAACAACAUUUCCUAUUACUUCGCUCACAGAUAUAUUUUCCAAGAGACAUGGACAGCGAUGAGGAUAUGCAUGUUGAAGAGCAGGUGCCAGUGAUUAAGACUUUCAAGGGGAAAGGAAAGGCAGUGGAUCCUGUACAAGAUAUCGACAAUGAUAACUUGCCUUGGGUUGAAAAAUAUCGACCAACUACUCUAGAUGACAUCGUAUCACACAAAGACAUUACCUCAACACUUGAAAAGUUUAUUGAGAAAAAUAGACUUCCACAUCUUCUCUUUUAUGGGCCUCCGGGUACAGGAAAGACCACGACUAUCCUUGCUUUGGCAAGACGAAUAUACGGCAAGGACUACAGGAAGCAGAUCCUGGAGUUAAAUGCAUCCGAUGACCGUGGCAUUGACGUUGUCCGCGAACAAAUCAAGAGCUUCGCCGAAACUCGUACCCUGUUCGCAAAGGGCUUCAAACUGAUCAUUCUGGACGAAGCUGAUAUGAUGACAACCGCUGCACAAUCAGCCCUUCGUCGAGUCGUUGAACAAUAUACGAGGAACGUCCGUUUCUGUAUCAUCUGCAACUACGUCAACAAAAUCAUUCCCGCCAUUCAAAGUCGAUGUACUCGGUUCCGGUUCUCACCUCUACCCACGUCGGAAGUGGAGAAGAGACUCGAUGUUGUUAUUCAAGCUGAGGGGGUCAAACUCACGGAAGACGGCAAGAAGGCACUCUUGAAGCUGACCAAAGGAGACAUGCGACGAGCACUGAAUGUCCUUCAAGCCUGUCAUGCUGCCUAUGACUUGACCGGCGCAGACGAGGUGUACAACUGUACAGGAAAUCCUCAUCCAUCUGACAUAGCAACUAUUGUCAAUUCUAUGUUCUCAGAUGAAUUCACCACUUCGUACAAGAUGAUCACUUCGGUGAAGACUGAACAUGGACUCGCUCUACAAGAUAUGAUCAACGGUGCAUACGACUAUAUCGAUGAACUAGAGUUCAAGCCUCAUGCACGUAUAUACCUUCUGGACCACCUCGCAACGACUGAGCAUCGUCUAGCCUCCGGUGCGAGUGAGAGAAUCCAGCUGACAGCUCUGUUAGGAGCUUUCAAGAAUGCUGUCGAGUUGUCACAGAAGUCCUGAUGUGUACGGUAGAUUACGGAUUGCAAAUCAUAUGCAUCCAUUUAUCAGCUGCUGCAUUGAUGCUUACAUGAGGCU
This is a messenger RNA of Somion occarium, 1271 nucleotides long. Lineage: Eukaryota; Fungi; Basidiomycota; Agaricomycetes; Polyporales; Cerrenaceae. The record is from the annotation of a GenBank genome assembly.